This is a messenger RNA of Bactrocera tryoni, 410 nucleotides long. RefSeq names its product PI-actitoxin-Axm2b-like. NCBI's taxonomy places the organism in Eukaryota, Metazoa, Arthropoda, Insecta, Diptera, Tephritidae. The record is from RefSeq and is a predicted model, not a curated record. The coding region runs from base 56 to 322 and encodes 88 amino acids. Gene Ontology annotation, molecular function: serine-type endopeptidase inhibitor activity. The transcript is spliced from 2 exons.
CCACAAGAAACUCAACUGCAUUUACAACCGUGUUACCCGCUUGAGAACAGUAAUCAUGCGAUUUCUUUAUAUAACCACAGUCGUUUUGUUGCUGUUGACCACAUUAGUGGCCGCACAAGAUUCGUCUUGCCCUGGAAAACCACCAACUCAACUAUGUCUGAAACCGAUGAAUGUGGGUACCAAAGGUCGUAGCUGUCGACCCAAGCAGAUGUGGUACUUCAAUGAGCGGGCGCAAAAAUGCGAACGGCUUAAAUAUCUCGGCUGCGGUGGCAAUGAGAAUCGUUUCUGCACUUUGUCGGGCUGUCAGAAUUCCUGUAUUUGAGUGAUGGACACUGUACUCUUUGUGUAUGCAAUUUUUAUUUGAUAUGUAGUAAUCUAUGUUAAAGAAAAUAUUAAAAAUUUAGUUUUUG